Colletotrichum spaethianum is the source of this 1134-nucleotide messenger RNA. Its product is annotated as sterol-4-alpha-carboxylate 3-dehydrogenase, decarboxylating. Bases 1 to 1134 code for a protein of 377 amino acids. Gene Ontology annotation, biological process: steroid biosynthetic process. The record is from RefSeq and is a predicted model, not a curated record. Lineage: Eukaryota; Fungi; Ascomycota; Sordariomycetes; Glomerellales; Glomerellaceae. The transcript is spliced from 2 exons. Gene Ontology annotation, molecular function: 3-beta-hydroxy-Delta5-steroid dehydrogenase (NAD+) activity.
AUGUCCGAGAAGAAGCCUGCGACUCUCCCCAACCUGGGCAAGGUUCUCGUCAUCGGCGGCAAUGGCUUCCUGGGCCACCACGUCGUCAACCAGCUCCUCGCCGGCGACCGCUGGGCUGUUGCGGCUGUCGACGUGAUCGACCUCCGCUGCGGCCACAACCGCCACCCCAAAGCCAACUACCACGAGGCCGACAUCACCGACACCGACAAGAUGAAGUCCAUCCUCGAGAACGUCAAGCCCGACGUCGUCAUCCACACCGCCUCCCCCGCCGUCCAGGGCGACAGCGCCGUCGCCAAGGACCUCUUCCGCAAGGUCAACGUCGACGGCACCGCCUCCGUCGUCGCCGCGUGCCAGGCCGCCUCCGUCAAGGCCCUCGUCUACACCUCCUCCGCCAGCAUCAUCAGCGACAACACAAACGACCUCAUCAACGCCGACGAGCGGUGGCCCGUCAUCCGCGGCGAGCUACAGACCGAGUACUACUCCGAGACCAAGGCCGCCGCAGAAGAACUGGUUCUCAACGCGAACCGCCAAGACCCCUACCCCCUCGUCACAUGCUCCAUCCGCCCGGCGGGCAUCUUCGGCGAGGGCGACACAAUGGUCACCCACCAGAUGGUCAAGAUCUACCGCGAGGGCAAGACGGGCGUCCAGCUCGGCGAUAAUGACAACCUCUUCGACUUCACCUACGUCGGCAACGUCGCCCACGCCCACCUGCUGGCGGCGCGCCUCCUCCUCGCCACCGCCGCGGCCUCCACCGCGCCCCUCGACCACGAAAAGGUCGACGGCGAGGCCUUCCUCGUCACCAACGACAGCCCCAUCUACUUCUGGGACUUUGCGCGCGCCAUCUGGCGCGCCGCGGGAUCCGACAAGGGCACAAGCCACGUCUGGGCCAUCCCCCGCGAGAUCGGCGUCGUCCUGGGCUUCUGCUCCGAGGUCUUCUUCUCCAUCAUCGGCAAGCCCCCCAUCUUCAACCGCCAGCGCAACAUCUACAGUUGCAUGACGCGCUACUACAACAUCGGCAAGGCCAAGCGCCUGCUCGGCUACCGCCCCAUCGUCGGCCUCGACGACGGCAUCAAGAGAGGCGUGCAGUGGUUCCUGGACCAGGAGAAGGCCGGCAAGGUCAGUGUCAAGUCAUGA